Molecule: messenger RNA, 28822 nt
Organism: Osmia lignaria (orchard mason bee)
Lineage: Eukaryota; Metazoa; Arthropoda; Insecta; Hymenoptera; Megachilidae
Product: farnesol dehydrogenase
Molecular function (GO): oxidoreductase activity
Source: RefSeq, a predicted model, not a curated record
GGAUAAAAGAGCGAAGCUAUCUGUCUACGAUAAGAACUCGCUGAAAUGUACAUCAUAGAGCUUUAAUAAAUUGUAUUAUAUUUUUCAUGAAUUCCACUAAUCUACCCUCAGCUUUCUAUAUAAUACAUUCUGUUAUCAACAAAUUGAUACCUCGGCUAUACAUCUUCUCAAUUCGGAGGUUUAAUUUUUUCAAGGAACCGUACAGUCGCGUAACAAGCGCGGCUAAUGAGACAGUGAGAUUAGAAACGUAGGUAUUUCUAUCGUAACGGACGGUCGUAUCGGCGAGCGAAUUUCGAAUUCAGCUCAGAGACGUGGCGAACGUUUUGGUAUUCACGUCGUGACGCUCGGUUCGCGGAACAGAAACGACGGCGGGGAAACGAUGAGAAAGUUGGAACAAGAACGGCUACGAAAACGGAGCGAACGAAGCUACCGACAAACACGAGGUUUGCGAAGCAAAUACCUGUUCGUCGCCGGAACUUUCCUCUUCGCUAUGCGGCACGAUCGACGCGCGAAUUUUGAACCUUCCUCGCUGCGGUACAUUUGCAACAAACCGAGAGGAACCCUUUGCCAGCUGCGUCAUAAAACCUCUCGUAGGCGUUUUGUAAAUGUUUUAGUUUACAUUAUCAGAACAGGCGUGAAUGAUAAUAUUUUUCAUUCUCCAGAGUCGUAAAAUAGAUGCAAUCAAUGGUAAUGAGAAUGUAAACAAACGAUAUCGCACUUGAACUUGGAGAUACCACUGAUAUUAUUGACUAAUGUCAAAAGUUGCAGUUGUAAGUUAAUCGUCGGCGCAGUGGAACGGUGAUUGUGGAACGACGUUCAAGAAAGCGAAAUAUUACACUAAUUACAGAGAGGAAGUUUCUUGACGGCUACGUAAGGCGUCCUUAUAACUUGUUAUUCUUGUAGCGAUAAACGACAGAGAAUUAUGGAACGGUGGGCUGGUAAAAAUGCGGUUGUUACCGGUGCUGCAUCCGGCAUCGGGGAAGCAAUUACAGCUGCUCUGUUGAAGAACAAAGGGAACGUGGUAGCUUUGGACAUACGAUUCGAGGAAUUGCUUCUCGCUGCUCGUAAAUGGGAACAAAUCAAACACCGUGGAAACAUUCGAUGUAUGUACUGCGAUGUAAGCGAGCCGACCAAUUUGGAGGAGGUUUUCUCCACCAUAGAAAGGGAAUGGAAAGGAGUGGAUAUUAUGGUAAACAAUGCGGGGAUGGUCGACUACACGCGCGUCAUUGAGAGCGACUGGGAGACGUUUCAAAGACUGUUAAAUAUUAAUGUCCUCGCGACCUCCAUGUGCGUCAAUUGGGCGGUGCGCUCGAUGCGCCAGCGGAACGUCGAAGGGCAUAUUUUCAAUAUCAACAGCGUGCUGGGACACGAAAUUCCGAACGGAUCCCUUUCGGAAAUCGAUGGCUGUAAUGGCUGGAACCUGUACCCGACUUGCAAACACGGAACUGUUGCAUUAACGCAUACGGUGCGGCGGGAAUUGGCGGCCAUUAAAGCACCGAUUCGAAUCACCAGUAUCUCUCCUGGCAUAGUGAACACCGGUAUAGCCAAACAUGUUUCUCAAUUAACGGAUGUUCUGAAAAGAAUUCCCGCACUUCGACCAGAAGACGUCGCGGAUGCACUGAUUUAUGCCCUCGGUUCUCGACCUGAAGUACAAAUCUCGGAGCUUACUAUUCAACGCACAGGUGAGCCGUAAAUAUGUGCAACACAGUACGUGUACAAGUAAAACUCAUUAGAACGUAAUGAAAAAUACUAUUAAUUUUUUAAUUACGUGGAUAAUAAAAUUUAGUAUAUUGUUUUGCCGUAUUUUUUGCAUUUACUUGAUAAAUAUACAGGGUGUUUGACUAGGGGUGGGCAUUUUUUAUGGAAGUGGUAGCUGGGGUACUUUCUGUACAACAUUUCCCUUCGCCGAAAUGCUCAUUAAGGCUUAGUUUUUGAAUUAUUAAUGAAAUACGCCGAGCACAUAUGCGCGGCUGACUGAGUGUAGGCUAUGAACCGACGCGCGGUGAAGUAGUUUGUUCGCGACCACAACAGAGCACGCUUCUCGUAUCCGGCACUUCCGCAUGCGCAUGCGUACUACGCGCGUUCUAAUCGGUCAGUCGGCUUUUUAUUAUUAUAAUAAUUUAAAAAUUAAGCCUUAACGAGGAUUUUGAUGAAGGAGAAAAUGAUUAAAAAUCACCAUAGCUACCAGGUGGUCCUCGAAGGAUACAUAGCCAUAACCUAACAUCCUGUCAACUAUCUGCGUGCACCUUGACCAAGUAAGGUUUUAAUUAGUUUUAAUUUCAUCAUCGCGCGAAAUGCGUUUCAUUCGCACCCAUAUUACGUGGUGUUGAUUACAAAGUGCAAAUUGGUCGUACGCAGUCGAACCAUAAUUACAGAAGGCCCGUACUCCUUAGAAUUCAAUGAUUGAUGCUAUUAUUGGGCUGCGUGACCAGACUCGGUAUUAAUUCGGGUUACGCAAGCAACAGUUACUAACUACAAAUCUUGCCCGUUCGACCGUGGUAUCUCUAAUUAAGCCAUAAUCACCGAUACCAGGCGUGAGAACGGUUCUGUCGCGUUGCGUUCGCAUGACCCGUCAUUAAAUAUUCCGUGUACGCGACGAGAGUGUAUUUCUUGCGCUGAUUAAUGCACCGACCAAUAUAAUUUACGUAAUGCGUUCGCUAAUAGACCACGGUUCGCGAUUUCGUUAAAUACACGGUCCACUCUAAAAUUUGAUCGCAAUUUGUAGCGACGCGUAGGACCCGACGUCAAACAGCCGCUCGAUAAUUGAGCGAUUCGUCCAGAGACCUGUGCGAAUCGAAUUUCCAUAGGGGACGAAUAUUUCAUCGUUUCAAAGAUGUUUUUUUUUUUCGCAAAAUUUGUUGGUUAUUGUGCUUUUGAAAGAAUUAGUGCGAAUGUCGUAACGCAAUUAAAACGAACAAUGGUUUACGAUAUGGAUUUGGAAAUGUGGUGAAUUCUCGCAGAACACAUAAAUUUGAUUUCUUUCGCGUUGUGAAAUUCCUGUCGAAUCUUAAUGUCGCGUCGCUUCAUUAAGAAGGUCCAGUUUCAACGUCAGUCUUUUGUAAAACUUGAACGUUUUUCGUUCGAUUUCACGAAUCUCAGUUUCACGUCCAUAUUUCUCCCGACAUUUUUCUUCCGGCCAACGAACUAGAGUACGAGAAACGAAAGAAACCGUGAAAACGAGCGAGAGACGCAUAAAUAUGAUCGAUAAAGACGUACAGCUCGACGAUGCUGCGUCCUUCGUGGAUCCGGCAUCUAGGAAUUUAUAUUAAAAUAUGCAAAUUUAUCGGUGCGGGCAUAUUUGAAAACAGAUAAAUUAUGCUGGCCAUGUAUCGCGUUCCCGUGGCAAAAUAUAUCGACGCACGGGGAUGAGGGUGGCAGCGGAACCGGAGUUCCUCGCAUAACGGCACGUUCUGUCGCCCGGCAGAAAUACGAUUUAUGACGAUCAUUGUGUAACGAUCAUAAAUUAUCUUGUUAUUUACGCGACUGUCCAACGCUGAUUUUGUUCUGCUUCGUUUUUACUCCGUCCAUUUCGACCACCCUCUUCCCGUUCUUCUUUUCGAUCUGCUCCGAUCGAUCAGCCAACUUUUCAACCGCAUUCGUGUCACCGACUAUUUUAUCAACGUUCUCUGUUUGCCUUCGCACGCGUUAUCAUCAAAUCAAUUUUACGUUUUCCAUUGAUAUAGAAAGGAAAGAUAAUUCUUCUUUUAAUUAAAGGUAAUUAUUAUAGACAUGAAACCUCGGUCGUCCACUUUUACGUUCAAAGAGUAAAGUAUUUUCCACCGUAAUAUUCAGGACAUAUUUUCCCAAAAUUUUAUUUGCUUAAUGUGUUUGUUAAGCAAUGAGCAGAGACGUUUAAUUCAUUCCAAGGCAAAGAGCAGUGAGCCCCACGUAACUUCUGUUACAGGGGGCUUACUUUUCACAAAAUAAAUGAAAAUUCAAUGAACGCUUAGUUUACGGAAACCGAAUAAACGCGGUGCUUUCAACGAAUGAAGCAACGAAUGAGAACGUAACGUUAGAUUCGUAUCAUCCAAUUUACGAAAGGGGACAGUAAUUUUUCAUAAACUUCGAGGACCUUUUAAUCUUUCACGAAUGUUAAAAGCUUUUAAGCUCAACAUUUCUUAUUUACUCGGAUCUCUGCUACCUUCGAAGUAUCUUGACGGUUUUUGCAAACAUCCCUCUGAAUGUUUUAAAAUUUUGAAGAAAGUCUGCUGCUUUUCAGCAUUUGAAAUUACAUCUUGCAACAUGUUCUAUGUUCUUUUUAACGUCGCAGUUCACCGGUUUUCGAUGGAAUUAUUUUAUUUUUCCCGAGAGACUCAGAAUUAUCACAGUAUAAUCGACGAAAGAAUCUUGCAACGAAUUUCACUGAAAAUGAAUGCAUUAGGUAGUAAGAUAAUUCCAAAAUUCUUUCAUGAUUGCCAGUUGGAUCUCGUUCCACAUUUUUCCCUAUCUUGAAAACUUUUCGAAGUACACGAAAGAAAGUUGCACGCUUUAAAUACCAUUAUCGUUGAUCGUCAUUAAUAUUAACUUUUGCAAGUUUCCGACGCUCGAAAGUCGAGAGGUUAAAGUUUUCGCGCGGAAGCGGCGGUAACGGUGCGCCACUUUUUCUCCUCUCUUGCUCCGUUAAUUGCAUAUUCGGUUUGAGAAAUCGCAAUAUCAACGUCUACCACCCGAUAUCGCCGCGAGUUUAUAAACUCGGAAUUCAUUAAAACACGUUCGUACAGAUUUAUCGGCGGUUCGGUGUGCGGCGUUGUGUUACGAACCCGAAAGUUGACGCGAAUUCCGUAGAUUCCUGAAUCUGCAAGAGCCGCAAGUCGUUCGAGGACAAACAUCCCGACUUAAGUUCCUUAAACGUGUUCGUAACUGUUUCUGACAGCCGACGCGACACCUUCCCUCUGCUAACUGUUGUUUGACCGCGUUUCGUCGUUUCUCGCAUUUGAAUAAGUCUCGAAGCGGAUUCCGUGCGCAAAACUGCCUUUGAUCAAUUAACGAGCUCGAAAUUAGUUUACCCUUAAAUUCUAGCAUUGAAUCAAUCUCGAUUCGCGGAUUUCGCAAUGCGGUGAAUUGCGUUCUUUUGACGAUUUAUACAUGCAAUUUUUUCCCCUCCGUGCUCCGUCGGGUCGUUCACGUCGAUAGUGGAUAUUGUUUCAGCGAUCCGUAUCGUUUCGAGCGUAAUGGAUUGACUGUUGCGCUGUAACUCGAUCUACCGUUCCAUUUAACAAUAUAUUCGUAAGUUUAUGUGGCUAAGGGAUUUAUAGCGUUAGCCGACGUGAAAUAGAGAGUAUAUGUAUACAGAACCUUCCAGGAUAUUGAUUUAUAAGGGAUCGUAAUUGAAAGAGCUGUACUAAAUCUAUGCCGCGAAAGAUAACAAUUGUUGAUUGAAAUAAUAACACUCUUCGUCCCUUAGGAAAUAUUUCCCUGUCAAAAUUUCAACCUUGCAUAAUCUAUCUUUCGAAGUAAAAAAAAAAAAAAUUCAAACUUCUCCUCUCAUUUUUAAUGUUUUUGUCACAUUCGCAACGAUACCCCUUGUUAUCUUGUAACGAAUCAGCAGAGUAUUUACAUUCGUUUCUAUUUAUGGUCACGUCGCGUCGGGACGGUAUUCCUCGUCGCGUUCACCCCAAUUACUACCGCACCCCCUAGUUUGAAAAUGGUGCCUGUGCAAAGUGCAGCGCCAUGGCAAAUUGGAUUAGCGUUACGUUACUAACGGCGAACCCUGCCGUUGCUCCUAUUCCUCUUCUAACCCCAUUCUAUCGUCCCCGUGAACUGCAUCCACCGAACGGGCCAAGCCGUUGUAUUUCGUGGCUUUGCUGCGGUGCACCGAUCCUCGUUCGCCGUUCGCACAUCUUAGAAUUUCCACGUGGUCUGCGGUCAAUUACCAUUUUCACUUUCCCUCUGGUAUUUCUAUUGUAAGAUUCGUGACGACACCUUGAACCGCAUUCCCCUAGGUUAAAUGGCAAAAAUGUCCCAUACUCUGCGAGAUCAUUUUAAUGAAGAAAAAUAAAAGGUUUCCGUUCAAAUAAUCAUUCUAUUUUGUAUAAAACCGCAAUUUACCCCGUUAAAUUCAUUAUCACAUAAGCUGGUCGGUUAGAGAAGAGGAGGUUGAAGCUCGGAUCGAGGUAAAGUGCAGCGCACGUCUCGCUCGGUCGCAUCACGUGCACGUCCGUGUUAACACCGCGAACCACUUCAAAUCUGACACCGGCUUGGCGCACGUACACCGCCAGUUAAAGCGUGCAUGUUUGCACUGUCAGUGUUCCGCUAACGAACCUAUCGUUGUGGCUUCAGUCAACCUUCUCUGAACCCUUUUCGUGGCCUCCUCGCCGUUCCUCGUUCCCGCAACCUCUAUCAUCAAUUUUCCUUCGCUCCACGUCUUCUCCAUCCGAUAGUACAACAGUGCAUAGCCUUUCCAAGUGACGCUAAACACUUUGCGUGUGGUGUUCUUCGAAGUAACUGGCUUCAAUUAGUGUAAUCGUUUUCAAAUGUUUGUUGUAAACUCUAUCCUCGGUAUCUCCUCUCCAACACACAGUUUCAUUGUUCAUGAGAAACUCGAGCUAGCUCAAAAACUCGCGGUAUCCUAAUUUCCAUUGGAGAUAGGAGAUCGCGGUAUUAAGUUUAAAAAUUCCAGGCCCAACUUGGGAAUUGCCACGUUCAAAAUAGCGGUAACCUCCAUAGAGCUUGUGCUUUCAAGGGAACAAAUGGAAUACGUCGCGAACAAGUGUGUAGCCCGCGGUUGUGUAGCGUCUGACCUUAAGAACGUCCCUCUUUGCAAGAUUUUUUCUUUUUUCUUUUACUCGUUCCUUCAUGAUUCCACGCGAUACAAGCUUAAUAAAACGCGCGCCGCGCUGCACGUAUUCCGCUCACCGAACAGCUUAGCUAAUACGGUUUAAAGCAACCGCGUUAUCUUACGGUCCCCUUACCGAAUCACCCGCUUGAAUCUUCCACCGACGUUUUCCCUUGCUCCCUGUCUCGGCUCCAUCCUUUCCCUUAAGUUUAAUCCACAGUUGCGAAACUAGCAGCCGGCCGAGGAUGAAUUUCAUCGUACUAGCGUCGAUUCUCAAAGUGUUCAGUUUAUCGACAGAAAAUCUCUGUACUAAUUGCUGCGUUCUUUUUUUUCAUAUUUUGUGCAAAAGGUGUAAAUUCGUUGGAAUCACGCGUUUAUCGGGCAACGAGAAUGAAAAAUGAUCGCAAACAGGCGGUAAUCGCGCGUUAACGAACUCUUCUGGGAUUCAACCGCGUUUCGAGGCUUCGAUUUUCCGUGCUCGGAUGCGAUUACACGCGUUUUCAAUGCAGGAAUUUUCUCCCGUCGAUAAAUUCGAGACACGAGCGCCGAGCUGUAUAUCGUUACGGUCGAAAAUUCCUCUGGAUUUCCACGGUUUAUCUCGGCUCGAGAGCGUUCGAGGAGGCACGGAGAGAAGUUCGAGUAGGGAAUCUAAGCCCCGCGAGAAAGAUAAGCGUUAUUUAUCUUGCAUUUGCAAGGAAAAACUUCCGCGGACGGUUAUCCUUCUUUUUGACGAACGGACGGGAAGGAGCAGACGGUGGAAUCCUUUCCAAGAGCGAGCUGUGACUGUUAUUAAAAAGAAACGUUUAUCUACCAUUUAUCAGCUGUCGUGGUAACAUUUGCCUUCCAGAGAACCGAUCCUUGAUCCCAAACCCGUGGAAAUUUGCCUUAAUGACCUCGUCUGCCUUUCCUACCCUACCAAUCACCACCAUUCCUUCUCCCUUCUUCGAUUCGUUAUACGCAUUUAAGAUAAUUUGAAAUAUUCUGCUCGAUAUCGACACCCUCUCGACUCGUCGCGCAACGAUCGGUUCGGGUAAUGGCGGUCGCGUGUCGAAGCGUUCGCUUCGCUAAAGGUUUAGUGGAAUUCUUAGACGACAGCUAUUUGCGAGGAUUACUCUUCCAUGAUUCAUGAGCGCCGAACGUGAGAAAUGUUCGUCCUUCUUAUCCCCGCUACCAUUUCCCAGACCCGAAGAAACAAUGCGCUUUCUUUUCACCAUUCUCUCUCAGCGUCUCGCGACUUUUCCAACCCUCUUCUCGGCUGAUCGUCUUCCCGCGUUAUCCUCAAUUUACAGGAGAAUCGCGAUUCUGGUCGCUUACCACGGGCCUGGCAUUAGUCCAUGGCUUGAACUCGCCAGAUCAACGACGACGCCCCCUUCGUUUCCGAGGCUUAUUAUUUAUUUUCCUCGCGUUCAGAGAUAGCUCUUUUUCGAGCCUUCAACACUCCCAGCUCCAUGGUUUUAUGACCUCGCUGUAAUGGGAUUAUCGGAUAAUCCGCUAAGCUGUUUGGACGUUCCGUCCUUUGGAAUAUUUCAGCCUUCGCUUCGGGGUGAUUUUAUUCGCUUUACUUUUCUCUCCGCCCGCGCGGCGCGGCGGUGCGGCUCGCGUAUUUUCAGCGUAUCUGUUUAUGCCCUUCUAUAUACCGAUUUAUGUACAUACUCGUGUUCGAUUUAAACAGCCAAUAGAGAGAGCGACGAUGUUUACGGUUAAGGGAAUAAAUAUAAGCGAACGUCGGGGCACUUGAACGCGAAUACCCUCGAAUCGAUUUCAAAUGGGGGUUGUUUUCAGACAGAAACGACUAAUAGCGAGAGAUCUCCUUGUAACAGGUUCGCGAACCACUCGUUUGAAUAUGUAUCGCCACGAACAUAAAGUUAUAAAAAUCUAGCGAGUGGAAAUUUUGAAAUGGCGAACGAGGUUCGUUUAUCCGACGAUAACUCGUAAAUCACGGAGCGGCGAAGUGUGUCGGGGGCUUUGAUCGCGCGGGAAAUCGAACCAUGAUAGAAAUCUGGCCGCGUAAAUAACCGAUCUCGAUUUCGGGGCUCGUGGAAACUCUAACAAUUGCGCGACCGGUUGCGGCGAUGGCGUAUCACGCAUGGGUUGCGCACACCAUCGACGCCUGCCCGCUCUCGUAUUUACAAGCAACAUAAAUAAAUGGAAAUUGCUAACCGUUGUAAUGCUCGGGAAAGCGCGUUACUCUCGUUCACCGUCGGCCGUCGCUUUAAUUAUACUUGGUCGAACUAUGCGGAGAGACGGCCACGUCUGUGUUCCCGUUCCGUUCGCGUGUUCGUGCGCCAACGAAACCGUCGACGUAUCGGUGGUCGAAUCGACGGGAAAUACUCGAUAAAUUGGCCCCGGGCAAAGUAUUACUUCAAAAUAAAUGUUACGGGCUAAUAUCGGUCGUUUCGCCGUGGCGCGACGACGUACCUACGGUAAAAUUGAAAAGAUAUUACGCUCGCGCGCUUUUACAGCGUCGCUUUAAAUUGAAACGUCAUGUUUUACUAUCGCCGGUCCACCAGCAAUAAUAAAUAUACCGUCGCGUACGCUAUUCCCCCUCUCUUCUUUACCUCUCUCCCAGUUUUUUACGACAAAUCCAUGAACGUUUAAUCAGUUUAACGAUCGCGAUCGAUCACCCUAUGUACGAAUUGUUUCAGAUUUUCACUGCAAUUCAAAGUUAACAUUGUUCGAAGCAUUCCGGGUGCGAAUUUUUUCCCAUUUCGAAUAAUGUUCCCUGUUAGUAAAAUAUGAAACUUCAACGUUUCAUCAUGAUUUACGACAGUGGUAUCGUUUCCCUUUACCACCCUGCCAAACGAGUGAUAUCAUCCCGAAUAGGGUCGUCGUUAUUACAAGUAACGUUUCGCAACCGGCCCCAGUGUAACUCGCACUUCAGAAUCGGUCCGCAGGUAGCUGAAUGACAGCGAAAUAACGUCGUUAACGACAUCAUCAACCGACAGGCUCCGUCGGGUGCACUUAACAGAGCCACUCACCGCCGUUGGAAUCAUUGUUACGGGAACCGGGUGCGACGUAACGACAUCAGUCCUGACUUAAAUGAUAUCCUGCAGUCGCGUCAGCGUGUGUGCACACCGCGUUAUCGUCGUCAUUACGGCCAUUAUCGUGGGAACCGGCGCCAUCCCAGCUCUUUGACGUGUUCCUCGCGUGUUGGCUCGUCGUCAGGCUUCAUUUCGACGACGAAAAUCGCGUUAUACCGUGCGGUUUAUUAGUCAAUCGCGGAAUAAUCUGCGUCUAGACAGAGCCUAAUUUUUGAAAAUCAAUGUAGCUCUGCUCUUUGAAAGAUUUCAUGCAAUUUCAAUCUCGAACGAACGUCUAUUAAUUUAUCGCAUCAGUCUGUUAGCCUUCGUAUUUAACACGCUUUCUUUGGUAGCAAUUUCUGUGAAAGCGCGGAUCAAGAAUGCUGCCAGACGCGUAUCGUUUCUCCAAUGGUGGAACACAAGAGCAUUGUGAACACCUCGGUUCAUGGUGUCUCGCGUUAAUCACGUCGCGAAGGUAUCUCCCUUUCAUGGAACACUCUGGAAGCCAUCGUAUGCGUGGCUGGCACGAAAGUGACCGUCGUUAUUGUUUCGUGGAUUUCAUUCGACGCUGUUUACCGGACUCGUUCGCUCACACGCAAAUAACGUAUUCGAGUAAGGACUGUCUGGAGAUGAAGGGAUUCUUUGAAAGUCGAAUAGGACAGAGAUAUUGAAAUGAGACGUUGCCCUUUUCCUCGUCCUCGUCACUCUAACGAGGGAACAGAUCCAAACGUCUUGUGGUCUUUUGUCAGUGAUAUAUAAUUGUAGUCGAAGGACAGUGACCUCUUUUAAGAGCAAACCAUGAUAAAUUUUACUUUAAGUAAUAUUCUUUUGUUUUAGACGCGAUUUUUAUCUCAUUCUAGUCAUCUGUUAGACAGUUCACUUAGAAUGAAAAGUUAGUGAAAAAUAUUUCACAAUAUUUUACGAGUUUGAAUCGAAGAAGAAGUAUAUACAGGGUGGUUGCAGGCCAGACGGUAAAUUUUCAACGAAGCCUGAAAAGUAACGGACGAACAAAAGCAGUCGACUUUCCACGUCGCGAGGUCACAGAUAAAUUUCCGGCCAUCCUCAGCCAGGGUAUUAACGCGUCGGGUUAGCCAAGGGUUGUCAGUCGUCGCCGACUUGCCACCCGCUUAGGCUUUCGAGCGCGUACCGGAAGUUUCGGUAUACACGAUGCGCUCACGAGACGGGAAGCUCACAGAAGCUUUCGCGGUUUGCCUGCUGACUCUGCCGCACGUCUUAUCCGCGCGGCAAUCCAAACUUUGCUAAGUCAAUAGAGUCGGUCCUCGCCGGGAUGAGAGGCUUCCACGUCCUGCUCUUCGAUUAGUUUCGUUCCACAGUCCCGUUGCUCUCCGAGCUCCAACUUUCGAGUCGUAACGGCAGGAUGGUUUGUCUUUUCUUUGACUUCCAUCCUCUCUUUUCGGCUUCUUUCGCCUCCUCGUUUUUCCCCUCUGACUCGAAACCAAGUAGAAGAUCACCCGUUCCCUCGAUGCUCUACGGCGACCAACGAUAUUAUUGCUUCGUCUAACGCACGCGAUACUCUUGUUUUGAUGAACGUUCGAGCAAUUUAAGGGAUGACAUUUAAAGGGUGAAUGUAAACCUUCGUGACAUUCCUAUGUGACAUGCGUGUCAUUUACUAAUUCGUAACAUUGAUUCUGAAGAUAGCAUUUCCUAAUAAGUAAUUAAAGACGCCGUUCCAUCAGAGAAUCAGGGUAUUCAAAAAGAAGCGAAUAGCUGUCGAAAGAAGUUAAACGGAAGACAACUUAACAAUUCAUUAGAACGGCUGAUCAAACCUCGGAAAGUUAAACCGAGAAAUGACCAGAGAGAAUUCCGGAUGCGAUCUCCGUUGGUUCUUGCAGCGAAACAGGAGGUCUCCUCGGGAAAUUCAAUUAACCAAUAAACGCUCGCAGUUACGAUUGAAACGCGCCAAUAAAAAUUUCACCGUUCAGUGGCUUAAUCAGUCCUAAGGGAUCGUGACGGGGGGCUGUGGGUGGGGGUUGAAAGGGGGUCGUAAUUCCCGGACAGCAAAUAUUAACGAAGGUAAAUGAAUCGAAAGGAAACUGAAGGAGGUCUUCGACCCGAAGGAAAAAGGGAAUCGGCCUGGUACGAUCAAUCGAAUUAUUCUCGUUGGAAAAAGACGUAAUUAUAUAAGAGCCAGCGAGUGGUCCGAGACUAAAUCGCCAGAGACAAAGGAGCCACCUUUUCCAACGGUUUCUUUUCUUCUUCACGGUCGAUGAUUAAAGGCGUGUGCCUGACAGCGAGAUGCACGAAGAAUAAAGGAAUGAUGCGGUCUCGCGUCUACAGGGAUGAUGAGGAACAGGGAUAAAGGUGCAAGACGGGCGUACACCACCGUCCAAAAGUAUUUCCUCGCUGUUUACAUGUUCACUGACGUAGCGAAAGCUAUCAUCUUGACGAUAUUCGGAUCGCUCCUAAUUAAUAUUAGUUUCUUUCUUCUUCACUUUUUCUACAUCGUUUCUCGCUCAUUAACAGUGUCUGGUCGGUUUAACGACCUCGGGUUGCAUCCCCUAGCACUAUGGCUCUCGCAACCACGAUGUUUGUCUUCUGCCUCGGCCACUAUCCCCACAACCGAAUUCUUAGGGUUCCUUUCGUACUCGCAAGCUAGCUAGGGGAGAAACCGUCGCGCAUAGUUUGAGCCGCCAUAAUCGCAGAAUAAUGCGGUAAUUAAACUUCCGCCCGUGUCUGUUCAUCCCUUCGUCAUCAAUCUCGCGUUCUUGUCGCUUUUCGACGACUGACCCACCUUGUAUAGGGAUCAUAAUGUAAUUCGAGUACUAAAUCAUUUUAUGGAGGUGCACAGAUAGGAUGGUUUUUGUCGAGGAAUCCCUGUGAUCAACAGUAUAUUCGACGAAAUGUUGGACACGGGCGAUGACAAUAGAUAGAUUAUCAAUUUUCAGAAGGCAGAAUAAUUUUGAAGUUCUAUGCAUUCGUCAGCUCUCGUGUCAAUGAAAACGAGCUUCAACUACUGUCAAUUAUCAACGUAUUCUUGUUUUCCCGGACCAACGAGUCAACGCGAUUCACAAUGGUACAGGUUUUUUUUUUCUGUUUAUCCCGAACGAAUCGGUCCACCGAGCGAUUCGCGACACAGGGAGAAAUAAAACGCACUCGUUAGUACGUGAAAUCGUUUUUGCAACAGCCCCGGUUAGCGGCCUCGAGCGUGGUCCGAGUUUAAUCAUAUAUAAUUAAGCGACCUUUCGCGUUCUUUCACGCAACAGGCUGUCCAUGCGUGUGCAACAACCGUCGAAUCUCAUUACAAUGCCAAAAAUGGCUCGUAUUUGGCGUUACGGAGGCAAAUGGCAAUCAGUAACGUCGGCGAAUCAGUGGCUUGAUUGAAAAGCGCUCGACGAUUUAACCGUUAAUUCGUCCAAUUCGAGCGGGGUCAGCGUCGAUAUCUAUCAUUACGUAGCAUCGAUAAAAAUUACGUUUAAUGGCCGACCAUCGGGUCGGAUUAACAUCAUUUGCCUCGAUUUCAUUAGCAGAGGAUCACUCGUUGAUGAAUUCGAUCGAGUUCGAGUGCACUCGAUUUUGUUUCAACAACGAGCCUCCGUUUUUCCCGCUCGCUCCCUUUGCCACUCUGUUCGGGCCUGAAUAAAAGAAAACAAACGCGAAAAUUGCUUUCCAUCGGUUAAGUGGCUACGUGCUCUCGACGAUCAAACGAGGGAAAAGCGUUUAACGCGUUCACUGUCGCAGUAGAUACUUGCAUAAUUAAUUUCUAUAUAAAGCUUUUCACUUGCUACGUUAACGAGUCGAGCAAAAUACGAACGCAUGAAACUGAGUCGUUGAAACAACGAAUCGAACGAAGAGUGGAUUGAAUCCGCAACCAUAACAGAGGAUACGAUCCCUGAAUCAACAUUGAGAAACUGUCGAAGGGCGAUCGAAGUGACAGGGUUUAUUCGCACGAACUGCUGAUCCCAUUCCCUUCACACCUUUUUUUCCAUGCUCGAAGAACAGUCAAGAAGAUGAGUUUCGAAGUCGUACUUUGGGGAGGAACAAAAGCUAUGCAUAGAUUUACAUCGUGGCUAGGUCUGCUUUCAUUCGCGACACGCCGUGAAGCUUUACGGCCAUUUUGCUUCCACCACAGCUUCCAGCUUUGUCGAUAAUGUCUAUGGGAAAAUCGCUUCCUCUUAAGGGAACAUCGAAUUAUUCCACGAAGCCCUGUUUGAUCUAUAGCUAACACGAUUUUGGAAAAUCAAACAUGGUUAUCGUUCAAGACCUUCGACGAUCUUCCGACUUGAAUGUAAUUUCUGCUCUGCUGUUUUCUUAGUUAUUUUCUUCCUUUAGAAACAUGGUUAAAUUAUUCUUACGCAAGUCUCUUGAAAACGCUGAGAGCGUUGUGUAACUGAGGGGUUUCUCUUUCGGUGAAUUUUCUGUUUUAAAAACAUGAAAAAAUAAUUCGUGUAAAAGCUACGAGAAAGUAGAAACGUAACACGCUCGAAAUGUUCUUCUUCUAACGAUGUCAUGAAAACAGAUCUAAAGUCACCUCAGUGUCUUCUUUUUUAGUUUUGCCAAACAAAUGUUAGAUUUUAUAGAAAACUUAUAAAAAAAUUUGUGGGUAAACAAUUUAAAUGCUUCAAACAGAAGCAUCGAUUAGUAGCAUUCUAUCUGCAAAGCUCGGAAAAACGUUUGCAACACAAGAAUGUCGAUGAAAAGCGGAAGCACAAUGAUCGCGCUAUCGGAAGUGACGUUCAGAGUGAUCCUAGCCGGUCGCUUCCAUUCCGGCAGACAAUAGCGGGACCGUUUGGAAUUCGAAUUUGUCGCAAAUGCCAGUUCCAUUGCACCAGACGCAGCUCGGCUAAUACGACGGUGGGGCGUUUUUCACGCCGGCUGACGAUUCUGCAAAGGUUCGCGAUGUCACGGUUCCGCGAUGCCGGUUCGUAAACCGUACGAGCCCCUCUGCCUCGUUUUUUGGCCCCUGUUUUUUUGUCCGUUUUCACGCGACAACGAAUGUAUUUUUCGGUUCUUCGCGGACCGUGGCACGCGACGUGCUUUCACUGAAGCGAACCGCUGAUACGAUUUCACUGAUGAGAAUGUUGUUGACUCUUUUGUGAUGAAUUGUUCUCGUGCACGGACUAUGGGAUAUAAACCCCUUUCAAAGCAGUGUUCCAGUGUUUAUUUAUUUAUUUUUUUUUUUUAUUUAGUUAGAUGCGAAUAUAUUAACAAAACGAUGAAACAUUAUUGUAAAAGAACGGGUGGUAUAAAAGCUCUUUGUAUUUGCUAAAAUGCAGCAACAAUUAAAAAAGCCUUUGAAGUUACCGAGUGAAAUGGUCUACCGAGCAAUAAUUAGUGACGAUGGUAAGAUUGGAACUAGCCGCCAAAAGAUGGACGCAUUUGUGGUGCAUUUGACGGCGUGGCAUCGAUGUUUGCGAAACGCCGCGCCAUCCGGAAAAAGCCUUUCCCUUGGGUAUUUUUUUUCGGCGUCGAAGCCGUUUGCAGAACAUGACCCGUUAAGAGAAGGAGGAAGGAAGAGAGAGAGAGGAAACAGAGACUGAGAAGCAAGCGGUUGAGAGAUAGGAAUAAAGAGAGAACCGGGCAGGGAAAUAAUUUAUUCGAGAGCGAGAGUUCGCCUUCGACUUGGCGUUGUCGUAGCCGAUCUUAAAUGAAAAUGAUUUCCCUGGGGAAGAAAAACCAGAGAAGGGCUGUGUAACGACGCCACGAGCGGGAAAGGAGGAAAGGGAGAAAGCGGCAACUUCUUAGACCAACUCCUUCGAGUACGAAAAGACAAGCAGCAUCCACUUCUCUUCGUCCUCGAAAAUACGAAUGGAAUAUAAAUUCCAACGAAUUAAUGUGUUUCUGUUGCUCGCGGUCUGCCGCGAGAGCAGCCCGGGACUCUUCUUCAGACCGCGUCGCGUCGGGUCGAAAGAGAUUACGAGCUUUCCAACCGCUUUCGAUAUUCCUUUUCUUCGAUCGAACCUGGCCGCUCCUGUUCACGUCCGCGCAUACAUUUUCCUCGAGAACCGGUUAACGGCUAUUCGGGAAACGAUUCGCAAUACCGACGGGCAGAAAUAUAAAUGUCGAUGCGCUGGAAAGUGGUGCAAUCGAGCAGGAAAUUCAUGGAACGUAAAAUGGUAAAUAAAGUGAGAAGCUCAGGAACUUUAAUAGAUUCUUGAUACGUCGUACAUUACAUUUGUUACUUGCCAACUUAUUGUUAGGCAAAUACAUAUCGACAGUGGUAGAAUUCUAAUUCACACGUGAAAAGUGUUUCGCUCGUCGCGUUAUCAGAAUGCGUUUCGCGAACGAGAGGUGUUCACUGCGCUAAGGGGUGAAAGUUUCGCCCAGGGUGGGCUCGACGAGUUUCGCAGCAACACUCGACUCGCAGAGAACGUCCUCCAGCGAGGCAGCGCAGCGGCGCGAAAAUUCAGGCUGAUUCGUCUCUGCCAGAAGGAGGCAGGCUGUGCGGAGCAAGAGGGUAAAUGACGAGGGUGGCGGAAGGACGAGCAGCGAGAACUCGUUGUUGGAGGAUGAGGAGCUGGCCCUCUCUCUCGGGGCCUAUUUGUAAAUCAGUUCCCGGUUGCUGGAUCCUGAUAAACGUCCUCGUUACGCGAAAACGUGCCGGCGACGCGAUUAUUUAACAUCGUGCGACGCCUGCAAGCAAGCAACCAACCAACCAACCAACCACCCCCCGAAACAUUUGUCUCUCGGUGGCCUUUCGCGCCCCUGCUUCGUAAACCCUUGCGCCAGGGAUGCGCUCUGGAUCCGUCGCGUCGCGUCGUUUGCACUCUACCUUGCCCUAUCUAAAUUGCAAAUACUCGAGCUACGAGAUCUCUCGGUCGAUGCACGAGACAAGCAUUUGUACGAGAGGAUAGUGUUCAGCAUCGCAUACCACUUUCCUCGAGGGGAAAAUGAAAAAGCAAAUAGGGAUUGAUCUUCUUCUAUACAGGUAUUAACAGGGAUGUUCUAAUCUAAGUUUGUAAAACUUUCCUUUCCUGAUUCGAUAACAGUUGAUGCGAUCAUCGUUCGCAGUGAACGUCGCGGACAAUUAAACGUUCUCUAUCAAAAGGUAUAGUUUGGGAUAGUCUUUUGAAACGAUUCGAGCACGGUUCGACACGCGUUGGAAAACUUUCAACCGCGAAACGAUCGAUAAGAGUAGAGUCAACAGUGUGCUCGUCGCAGCUCGCAAACUUUCCAUUUGUCGGUAGAGCAUAAAACAACCGGCGAGAUUCCGUGGUAAUGCCCGCGUAAUCCGUUUCGAUCGUCGCGCGCUCCUUUUAAUGGGAAAACUUUCCUCCCCGUUCGCCCUCCGCGUGAAGAUAACGCGUUCAUAAUUGAAAUCUCGGACGGUUGCUGGUUUUUCCGGCCAGAGAAACGGUAGGGAUAGCGCAGGGAGGAGGCCGCUUUUAAUUUUUAAGCCGGUUCAUACUGGUUUUACAUUCUUUUAAGUGUCCCAGCUACCAGACGCGCUUUCCCCGCUGGAAAUUACGCGAAAACCGUGGCCAGAUACUCGCUAAGUCGUUAAGCGAACUUUUUCCACUUGCUUGGUUACGAGUGUUGGUUAAGAGAACACGAGGAAAAUUUAGAAUCUAGAAUCUUGAGUCUAGAAUCUAGAGUCUAAAAUCUAGAGCAACGAGGAAUCUAAAAUAAAGUAAAGUGAAAGGGAAAAGGAAAUCAAAAUGUUGGAUAACUAGUCUACGAUUUUCCACGCGUGUGUCGAUAACCUGACGGAUUUAAGCUGUACUCAUAUUUGCCUGUCAAAGCUGAGAGACGCAGAAGCUAAAAGUGCACAGGUUCCGGAAUAGCAAGAUCGAUCGAAAGAGGGUGGAAAGAGAACACCAACAUUGUCGUCAUCGCGGGUCUCGUAAUGGAGUGCUGUUGACGCGACGUUGACGACGACAGUGAAGGAUCGAGGAGAAAUUUUCCUCCGUCCAAGUCCGAACGACGUUCCUGUCGAUCAAGCAAUUAGGCCCCGCGACUUCACUCCUCUCUCUGCCUCUCUCUUUUACUCUCCCUCCGAGAAGCUUUCAUCGCGGGAAAAUGCUUUUUGAACGAUCGAUGAAACUUUUAUCGCUAUUCACUGUUCGAUAGUUAACGAAAUUCCUUUGCUUGGCCAUGCUUGGAUAUUAUAGAGAAAAGAUACUUAAAUAUUUUCAAACUCUUCGAGCCAGUAUUUAGAUGUUUAGAUAAAACUUGUUAUCAAAGGUGCUGGAAAAACUUGGUACUCGAAAAAUAUGUGUAAAUCGGUGUUUAUUCGCGAUCCGACUGGAACGAUGAUCGAACUGCGCUUGAAAAUUGCUCUUCCGCUAGAACAUGCGAUUGACAGCAGCUCGACGAGCGCGUUGAAGGAUCGGGAAUGGGCGUGACGCAGUUUUUACCCGGGGACAUUAGUGACUUUGGCAUUGUGACGAGUAAGGUCACUCGAUGCCGGUCAAGAGUCUCCUUUCUGCUGCUACUCCCAAAAGGGUUUCCCAGCAAAAUUCGACCCGUUGACUAUCGAAUGAUAAACGAGAGAACUUCAUCCUACCUCCCUUUUUUCCCUUGCUCCUCCGUCGAUUCGACGUUGCAGUCAGAUUCCGCUGAUUAAUGUCCGUCUAAGCUUUGCGCGGAGCAACGGUGAAAAACUUGGCUGCACGAAAUUUCUAAGCAGUUCUUUGAUUAAUAUCUUUUUCGAGGCCGUUCAUCCGUUCUCGGUGCCUUUCUUUCUCGCGAACCGAGAGAAGACGAUAAAUUGCCUUCUGUCCGCUCGAAGCCGAUACCUAAAGCUGCUCGUCUUGACUCCCCGCGCCGCGUAGCGUCGCGUCGUUGAAGCGAAACCAUUUCCAAGGAAUAUUCCUUUGGAAAAUGGAAAAAUAGAAAUUCGAAUCUUCAAUUCCCGGCUGAAUCUCCAGCUCCGUUCCACGCGGAUUGUAACGUUUCCGGCGUUUAAGCUCGAGAUAAUCGUCCCCGAACGGUGACGACGAGCAGCAAAAGGGAUUCACGAGUCUCGCGCUGGUAGCCUGCAAUUAUUCGGUUCAUUUAAUUCGCGCUAUGUCGACUUGCUAAUGCUUCUGCUCGCGCGGAAGACACUAGAAGAGAAAAGGUGUGUCACUCGGGGGGUGUUGGUAGGUAAAUUUCUCGAUUGGCGGGAAUCCUACCUGGUCCCGGAGAACACUCGAUACCGUUCGAAAGCACGUAGGUAAGCAUUUAUCCCGGAAUAUCCUAUUUAUCUUGGCGCUGGAACACGCGCCGUCCCUUAUUCUGGCAAUUCGGUCACGUCCUACCAGUCCAGCAUUUCGACGAAAACCUGCAAUUUCGAUUUCUUUCCCAAGAUUUCCUGUCUUUCUCUUCACCUCGUUUCGAGGUUUCAUCGUGUUCGUAGUCCCUACUUCGUCCCUCGUUUUUCCCAAUCUUACAUCGUUCUUCAGUCCCUGUAGCUACGGUUUACACACAGAUUCCGUGGAAAAACGCUUUUACACAUCGAGCGAGGAAAAACGUAGUCGACGAAUAAAAGUGUAAACUACCGGUUGAAGGAUGCGAACGUGCGACAGGAUGCAUCGUGUGCACGCAAAUCGAUUUAACCCUUGACGAGACGCGUUGCUUUUCCGCCCUUUCGACGUCGUACACUCAUGAAAACAAACGGAGCCUGCAAUCGUGCUCGUUUCACGCGUCGCUGAAUACGGAAAAGAUGGGAGCUUGGUUGUCUUCCGGAGAAUCUGGGACUCCUCGAGGAUGUUGUUUGGUCGUUCGCCGUGCAAAUUCGUAAACGCCACUCGGAAAUGAUCGUCGAGACUAUUCGGCGACGCUCCAGGACGCUGGCAAUGUUUUUCGAGGUAGAAGCUACGCUUCUGUUUUUCCGUUUCCACGAAAAACUGAGGCUUAGUGCUAUUUCCCCGCGGGAAAAUUGUGGUCAUGGGUAAUAAUACACUGAAAGUAAUUAGAGGCAGUGACCAUUUCACGAUGUAGAGAAAUUUUAUAUUAUAAUUUCUAUCUCCGCCUUUUAAACCAAAUAUUCAUUUAGCAUAGAACGAGCGAGUUUUAAAACGCUGUUCGCGAUAGGACUUCUUCAUUACAUAUCCAACCAAUUAUCUCGCUCAAAUAGUCGCGUGAAUACGUUAAAUUAUUGCUGUCCCUUUCUCUUGGUGUGCCAAUUUGUCUAGAAAAAUGGAACAGGAAAAUUUGCGAAACGAGCCGAGUCAUGUGUACAUCGAACCCCCAUAGAACGCGUGAAAUCUCGUUUCCAGCAGCGUAUUCGAAAUACGCCAAAUGCAAUUUCCAGUUUUACGCUCGCGUUCUUCUUCUAUUUUUCACCUGCCUCAUUGUUCGUUGUACUCGUCGAAUGCCAGAAUUGUAAAAACAAUGAAGUCCCGUUACACUCCGUGCAAAUACGUUUCCUGUUUUGCGAAGCGGACGUUUUCAAAUUUUACAGCGCCGCGAUUAUACUUAAACGGCGCGAAAUUUCGCGUACGAAACGCGACGUUGCAUCGGUGGUUUCUCAUUCUCCCUGAAACUUUGCUCGACCGAGGGAAUUUCACUUAAUAACCGCUUCCAAUCCAGAUAGAGAAUCAAGCGUAUUACUAAUGGUUGCUUUGGUUUUGCCAAAAGUUCUACUUAAUGAGUUUCGCCGUAAUAUUGCGCCAUCCAACAAUUCAUUUCCGAAAUGUAAUUUUACCUAUAAAUUUACCACGACUGCCUUCCUCGUUGCUGCAUCCAAUCAUUUUAAUUACCAUCUUCUUUCUCGUACAAUUCAGCUUCCUCUCCCGAUUACUUUGGAUUUCUCUUGUUUUAGUUAUAAGAAUACCAGAUAUUCUAUUCGUUAAAAAUUAUAAUACGUUGAAUAUUGUAAAAUAAUGGUAUUGAAGUCUUUGAAAAGGCAUUGUAAACGAUGGUAGUUCGCUUCUUGCCGAUGUAAUAUCGUCGUUACGGGUGUACGCGCGAGCAGCAUGGAUGAUAAUAUCGAAGAAAGCAAGCGAGGCUCGUUAUCCGUCGAUGUUAAUGGUUUUAUAAUAUCGAAACGCUGCAGGCAUCGAAUGUAUUGAACGUUAGGCGACGCAAAAUCGUGCGAAGAGAUCGGCAAGACGGCGAAGGAGGAGCUUUAAUCCAGAAUGCGACGCCCAGCCGCGCCGUCGCGGCGCUCAAUUACCUUCUUACCUCUCUGCAUCCAGGCCCGUUAUCGGUUUUCGAUCUAAGCGACGAAGCGCGAGAAACGCAACGAGUGAUAAUGCCAUGGCUGAUAUCAUAAACGAUAAUUUAACUGCGCUUCACUUUGCCAACCUGUGCCUUCUCACGUUCUGUGAGAAUUUUCCUAGGAUAUUUUCGGCUGGUCGAAUAUUUUCUAACGACACGAUUUCGAAUCGAUAACGCAAUCAGGGCUUCGCAGAAAUUGCUAUCGGCACGAGUGGCAACGUUCAUGCUGGCAAGUUUGCACUCCGAAUGCGCGACGACGUCAUAAGUAAACCGCUACGAAGCGCGUGCGCGAUGUACACAGUAAUUAUGUGUUAACUACCCGUUAAGCAGUACUUCGUUCUAAUGACGUCAUGUACGUCCUGCUAACGACGAAGCGAUAAUGCGUGGCCUGUGUACAAUGCUUGAACAGCCGAACAUUACAAAUCUCAUGAAUUACCUUGGAUUCCAAGUGGAUCGAUGAUUAACUCAGAGAUGUCCGUUCGAUAACGGGUCUGAUAAGAAUGUAGGCAUUUCAUCAGAAUUAUUCUGGAAACAAGAGUUUGAUUCUUUUAUGUCACCUUCUAACUUAAUCCUGAUAUUUUGCUCUUUGUAUAAGGCGAAAUUUUGUACGUCAGUUAAAAACGAGCACGGUUACGUGGAUGUGGACAGUUAAUUAACGUCGUUAAUUGGGAAUUCGCGUGUCCCUUUGCCAUUAAACUCUCGGAUAUUUGUGUCCGCGUUGGUUUCAACCUUUAAACUAGAUAUUCGGUGAAACGUCACCCUCUCUCGUUUUACCUUUCACCUUUGCGUCCGCGUUUCUAUUUCACAUUCCCGUGUUAUGAAAACAAUUUUCCUCUUGCGCCUUUCCACCUGCUCGUUCUCUCGUCCGAUAGCCUCGAUUGAACGUAUUAAAAUCAUCAAGGGAUUUUUAGUUAUUUUCCCUUGUAAAGUGGUUGCCUUUCUAUAAAUUUUUCCUCUUGAAGUCAAUCAUCUAUCGCUUGAACGCUAGAGGAUCGAGAUCGAGGAUCGUAAUCGUGGAUCGUAAUCGUAGGGUAUAACAGGAGGACGUGAAUAGGGAGAACUCGCAUUUCCCGGCAACCCCUGACCACGCAGCCACCCCCUCUGCUCGAGCUGGCAUCCGAACGGCAGAGCCGUACGGCGUUAAUUGAUCAAAUUACAGGGCCGCGAGCCGGCAUCGAAAUUGCAGGGCUGUCCGGCCGGUUUUCGGAUCGCUCGGCCAACGAAAGAGGGGGGUGUCGAGGGGUGAGCUCACCCUCGCUGGCAAGAUCUUCCAGUCUCACCCUCGAACGACCCUGCUCGCAUCUCCGGAACCAAGGGUGGAGGGCCACUUCAAACCGAUCGGGAUGAUGUUCCGCGGACCCGCUCGAUCGGUCAAGUGUUCAUUGCCGGUUCAUUCCCGCGAAUUCCGCUUUUAAUUAAUGACUAUCCAUCGACAACCCCCCAGACUCGAUGAUUGGUCGACAGUAUCGUUGAUCGUCGUCAAAUUCGUGCCUAUUUCCCUUACACCGUGUUACUGUCUUUAUCAGUGUUAUUAGAGAAAAACUUAAUUUUGAAAUUUAACGAAGUAUUCAUUGUUCGAAUAUCACAGGGUUGAAAUUUUCAGCGGUAACGUUAGAGCCUGAACCCGUACGAUUCGUUCGAAUCGGUACGAUUAUGCAUACGCUGUCGAGUCGAGACAGCCAUGUCUGGAGGCUCUUUGAAAAUGAGAGGUCGGCUCGAGCUAAGCUCGUAAUUCACGGAAUUAUUAGCGGUAUCGUAUUAGUUGACGUGCCUCCAGGCGAGCACGAUGCGAAUCCUUUGGCAUACCGGUCAACACCGAUGAAAAUUUCAGCCGGCCGAGGAUGCAACGAGAACGUGCUGAAAUAUGAUCAGAUGCAAAGCGUGCGUUUGUCAUAAACGCUGCAUCGUUUCAUGUUUCUUAUAAUAAUAAAAAGCAUCACGUUUAUUCGGUGGUCCAAUUAAUUAUCUUAGCACAGAAGCAGAGAAUCAUUUAUCAAAAACGGAUCACGUUACGGCGGUUCUCGACCGAGAAGAUAGAAGUUCUCGGAGCAGGCGACCGCUAUCUAAAUUAAAAGUACAUGAAACCCGAGGACUCGCUCGCAACUAUCCUGCUCGAGAGGAGAGUGUCUUAAUUACCAGUCGGUCGUUGGUCAAAGAAGGAGAAAAAAAUGAUGCGGCCGGGAAAGAAAGGAGCCUUUUCUAGCUUCUCACCGGGCUGAAGCUUUGAAAAAGCCCAGCGUCGGUGAAUUCUACGAGGAGAACCUUGCCACUGCUACGGUACUCUGUGGGAAAUGCUGUUGCUCCUGCCUAUGGUAUCACUUGGUGGUGGGGCAGGUUGAGGGUAACGGGAGGUGUUAAUUAACUACUCGUCUCGCUCCCGUCAGAGACAUUCGAGCACGGACUCGACUUAACUUCGCCUCUCUGCAGUCGUUCCCUUCGUUGGAUCGUUGAAGCAGUCGGCAGAUAACGCGUCCAUGAUGCACCGUUGAAGAGGACAACGGUGUUUUUAAGGGUAAGCACCUGGGUCUACCAGGAUGACCUCGUUGAAGCUUCUGUGUUGGUGCAAGUCUGUUACCAGCAAAGGGUCGCUUUUGCUAAUCUCGGCCCGAUGAAAGAAAUUUCAGAGAAACACGAGACGAGAAUCGUCAAAACGUGCUAUCUAUCUAUAUUUGUGAAAUUGAAAGCUCUUUAUCCUUUGUAACGGGAAUCGGAAUUCAGUUUCGGCUUUUGAUGUUGAGAAUCGAAAAGGUUGAUUUCGAAAAUUGAGAAGGUUUGCGCUAUUGAUCACGCGGUCUGCGGCUUUCGAAAUUUUAAUUCGAACCAGUCGGGCAGGGGGCGAGGGGAGAGUAGAAAGGUUGGCGAAACAAUCACAGAGGAAUCGACAGGUAAUAGCAGAGGAACUACCGAAUCGGCGCAACGAAUUGUCGCGUCUCUCGUAUUUCAUCCCCCACGGUUAAAUCGAUCGUGCACCUACGAGCUCGCCGAAUAAUUCCUGUCGCAAGCAGAAUAGGUAAACCUGGAAUUUAUUACACGUCCGUUGCACUCGACUCGCGAGAACUCGGGAAUCGGUAUCAGACACUCUCAGACUCGCACCAAUUAUCCGUGAGUUGAAUAGGAAAAUGAAUAUAUAUUUUGUCGACGGCCGUGGGAGUGCCUUGUCAAAAACCCAGUUCGUUUCCUCUACGGUUUUGUUCCGUUCCUUCAAUACCCGCUUAUUGUUCCGUUACCUGCAAAAUGUGCUCUCGAAAUUGGGUUACUCAAUUUGAUGAAACUUUCUAUAAAGCUGUUUUCGUUUGGAAAAUUAAAUGUAUCGAAUGCACGAUAGACAGACGAUGAUCGUAGAAAGUUUCUAUUUAGAAACUAAUAUUUCAAAGUGUCACUCACUAAUACUUAUUAAUAGCGUCUAUUAUCGAAGAGUUAAUUUACAUCGUACGAUGUAAAACGUUAAAUCCAUUAGUUUGAAUAAAAAUUCAUCUUCCAAGGUAUAAUGGAUUCAAAGUACGAAUCGCGUCAUCGUGCAGAAGCAAACGUUUAUCGAAUCCAUUUGCGAGAUCACGCAAACGACGUAUCCGUGGUGAGACGGGUCCAACGGAUCGCUAAUCAGCAAGUGAAACAAAAGGAUUUCCAUGGCGCAGAAGUGGCACGUUUCCAUGCGGAUCUAAGAUCUCUCGAGAGGGAGAGGAUUGCCGGACCACUCAGCUACGGAGCGGUUCGUUAGCAAAAGGAGACGAAACUAUAAGUCCUGGUGCAAAUACCGUCGAUUACGUGCUCUCCGUUACUCUCGAUCCUCGUUCAACUUCAUCCUCAAAGAUAUCCCUUGUAAAUCAGUGUUCCUUUUUUUCACGAUGUAGUCUAAUUAGGAUGGUCAUCAAUUCUCAUUAUGCAUUUAUAUAUUUCACAAAUUUUUGAAUAAUUUAUCAUGGUUAUAAUAGAUAGUUCGAUGUUAAAAAAGUAAAUACAUCAAUUGAAAGUUUCAUCGAUACAGCUCCUCUUUCAACUAGGUUUUCCGUUAACGAACCCAUCGUCGAUCAUUUCACGAGCAUACAAUUUUUUUCCCCGCAGUCGGGGGUGUAGGAGAGGGCGCAGAGUAAGGCGGAUAACGGCGGGCGAUAACAGAAGGUACACAGGAAGGGGUGUCGUUAACGAUCCAAUACAAAGCCACGGGGCAAAGUGGAUGUUACCAAGUCCCUUCCCAUCUUCCCACUACUCCAACCUAGUGGCGCCCUUCGGUCCAUUCGUGAAAAGGGGCGCGGAGGGAGAGAUGAAGGGAGGCACAGGUCCGCCACCCACAAUUCCGCUUGCGGGCACUGUAAUUUGCUGUAUGCAUGCAUCCAGAGAUGGAUAGACACGGCCGGGCAGCGGAGCAGGUACGGGAGAUCUAUGGAUUUAUGCAAAUGCAGGCAGUUAGAGUCCCGAGCAGCCUCCGCCGUUGAAUAAUGCGUUGAUAAGAUAGGAGCCCAGCGCUCAUAUGCCGUUACCUACCCUACCAUCCGCCAUUGAUUUGUCACCCUUCCGUUCUACGCCCCUCCCCUCUUCAUCCGCCAUUCUCUAUUUCGACCGAACUUCCUUUACUUCUCCAAGAAAGUCCAUCGGGUCUUGAUUAUGUCGUGCUAUGUAAUUUCUAGUCAUUCUAAUUACUUUUUCAAUAUUUUUAUUUCUUCGGUAUAUUCAUCGACCGAACAGUUUUAUUUUUCAUCCCCUAGCGGUAACUUCGGUAUUGGCAGACUUACAGAGGAGUUCAAUUUAUAUCCAAUUUCAUCUGGCCCAUAGCUGAGCGUAUAAACAAUUUUCAUCUCUAAAUCUCUGGUAAACAUUGUCAUCGACACGUCGGCCCGGAGGCUGGUCGUUGUUCGUCGGCACAAAACGAGAAUCGUGGUCGCGCGAUUAUGACGGCGUUUCAAAAGCUCUGUUACUCUUUUUUUUCCUCGCUCUUCCAUCCUUUCCGAAAAAUGCGAACGCGCUACAAAGGCUCCUACGGCCGUCGAAGGAUUAGAGCGGCAUCGAACACUGCAUUUCCAUUACAAAUCGGAUUUUGCCGGACGGAGGGGGUGGCCCGACUCAGAUAGGGUCGAAAAACAAUAACAACGAUAAACAGUCGAACAUCGCGCGAUCCGCUUUUCCCUCCAGCUUCCAUCGAGCUGUACGGCGCGGCGAUCGGUAUCGCGUCACGGACGGCAAACAUUGCUAUGGGAUUACGUUCUCGAGCCUAGCGAAUCGAGUUACGCGUUUGCACUUCCAUGCUGGUAAAGUUACGAAGCUUCGGCAACCUUGAAUUUAACUUUUCGUAGUUUGAAGAACGCUUUCCGUACGUUCAACCCCCGUAACAAGCUCGAAACAGUAAAUCUUCCAUUUUCUGUUUAUCAGGUUAGCGAUGUUUGAAGGUUCAUUUUCUAUUUAAAUAGUAAUUCUUUACGAAAAACGACCGAAUCGUGCAACAAGUACCCGAUGUCAGUUUCACAGAGGAACCGUGCAAAUUAAGACAUCGCGAAGGGUUGAAACGAGAAACGGAAACGGGAAGGUCGUUGUUUAUUCGCCCGCUUGUUACCACGUUCGAAUAUUCCAGCUUUAAAGUGUGCACGCAGCCGUACACCAUGUGUUUAUAACCGCUCUAGCGAUCGUGACAGUUCACGAUACAGCGGAACUGACUGCGAUGCGACAGCGGAUGUGACGUCUGCUAACAUUGACCGUGUCUUCAUUCCAAAUGGCAAGGUUUCCUCUGAAAAUGGCGUUAUCUAGAUACACGCGCGAACGUGUUUGUAUUCUGUCAGUUACCGUAUCUCUGGCGACCGAGGACGGCAGGUAGUCGGUCUGAAUGUAAAGCAUCCAUUAAACGUAAUUUCAGGUAUCUUUAAUUCUUUCUCCCGUCUGAACAAAGACUGCCUUGUUGCUCGAGCGAGUUAGAAUAUUCCGAGCACGAAACUUGGUCGACUUUGUUCUUACUAAAUUAUGCAGAAAAAUUUGGAGUCACUCGGUAUUCGCUGUUAUUUCGAAUUAACGAUUGCACAAGAUUCCCGUUAUCAAGCAAACAACUUUAUAGAGCUUGUUCAAGUCUCUAACAAUGUUUCUUGGAACGGUAGCUUCCGUGGAGAUUCAGUUUCGCGAUUAAAAUCUCAACGAGAACGAAUUGCAAACCGAACGUGGCAAUUGCUUUAUUAAAUUACAUCCUGGCAAAAAGGGCCGGUCGAUUCAUAAAUAAAAACGAUACCGAUCGGCCGACGAGUCUCGUAAUUAACUGCCGCGGAAGGGAACGGACACGUUACGGUAUCGGUCGCAUAAACCAGUCUUACUGUGAUUUCAUCGUGAUUUUACGCGGUCCGAACUCCAUUUUAUUAUACGAUUCCCAACUUGUCUCAAUUACAAUCUAUUCAUUACUCAAUUCUACAAACAACGGUCAAGAUAUCGGGAACGCAUAGAUAUGUAGCAUAGAUCGAUCAUUUUACAUUGAACAAAUUCAAAAUCGUAGGCGUCCGAAUUUCGGGCAAAGAGUUUUCCCUCUUCGUUCGCAACUUCAUCAAGCCCUUACCUCUUCGCACAUUGAGUUCGCACAGAUAAAAUGGCGCACACAACGCGUGGACUACACUUAAGCCUGAGUAGCGCUUGCGGCAGGGUAGGCGAAGAAGAGUGGCGCCGUCUAGUGUUUCAACGGGACCAUUCGUCGGACGGGUAAAAGGGGUUAGGCUAAGUGGCAAAUAAAGGGUAGUGACGAGGUUCGAGUGGUGUCUCGUUUUUCUUGCCACUCUGCUACACUCGUCAAGAUAAGGGGGGCCUCUGUAUAGCUUUUCGGAAAUGGAGGGUCGUCGCAAAAACGAUACUUCCUGCAGUUAAAACAUUUUACGUAAAACAGAGGCUACCCUGGUUUUUAUGUAAGUAAUGAACCUGUCCUUCAUACCGGUACCUCGUGCGUCCGGAAAGUCGGCGACGCACGGGACUUAUUUUCGUCUAUGAAAGACGAAUUUCCAUUGCAAUCACUGUUAUUUCGAUGCAAUGCCAAUUGCGACUUCUUCUCAGUUCCUUUUUCGACUUGGCACGAAACGGAAUGAUGUCGUUUAACGAGAGGAAUAAACUUUUGCAAUCACUCCGUUCCAUGCGUAACGAUGUCAAUGGCGUUUUGAGGUUUCUCCGCUAUUUUCCGGGGCGCAACAGCGAAGUCACGAUUCGCGAUGGGAGCUUUUACGAGCUUAGCCAGGGAAGGAGGAGGAAUGAGAAAGAACGUUAAGAUGACACCGUGGUCGCAUCAACAGAAACGGCUUAUUCUUUCGCUGGUGCGGUCAUAAAGGACCCUCGGCAGGACGAAGUUAGCAGGGUAUAACGGUGCACAUGGACGGACACGUAGCGCCGUCGUUUAUUCCGCUUUACGCUUACACCGUGCCGACGGAAGAUGGCUUAUGAACUUGACGCGUUUUACCUUUUUCCCUUGGAACGAGGGAAAAUAAUUGUGGUCAUGCUUGGACAGGCAAUUGAAGCGAGGAAAGUUGUAAGAUUCUGGAAAUAGGAAAUUUAACCGUUCCCUAAACAAUGGUCUUAUCGUUACUCUGCAACAGUCGCUUCUUAAUCAUCGCCUGUCGCUUAUCACAGUAGCAAAUGCUUUUUGAAGCGUGCGUUGCGUACUUCGCGUAGCGUUUACGCGUCCCAUUUAAAACGUAUCAUCCGCGGCUAACUUACGACUUCGUUCUGUGCUGCCAUCAUAAAACCAGGAACACGACGUCGCUGAUGAUGCGAUAAAUUUUAAGCGUUAUAAAAAAUUUUGUCGCCAUACGCUUUUCAACGACCGUGCUGCCAUAUUCUGAAAACAAUCUGAGAAUGAAGUGAAGUUUUCUGGAGUUAUCAGCGUCGUUGCUUUCUGUUACGCUUCAAGCUUUCUCGACUAGAUUUUUAUGUCGAACGGGAUUGACUCGUCGAUGGCGUCUUGUUCUUUUUUUUUUUU